Seminavis robusta is the source of this 1476-nucleotide messenger RNA. The record is from the annotation of a GenBank genome assembly. NCBI's taxonomy places the organism in Eukaryota, Bacillariophyta, Bacillariophyceae, Naviculales, Naviculaceae.
AUGUCUACUAGUAGCACCAAUCCUGACCAUGUCAUCAAGACGCCAACCUCUCCCGUCAUUAUCAUUGGCGCGGGAGUAGCAGGCUUAUCAGCAGCCAAACGACUGAAAGAGAACAAUAUUCCCGUCUUGAUUCUAGAAGGUCGCAAUCGAUUGGGAGGUCGCAUUCAUACCGUGGCCAUGAACACACAAGAAAACAACUCAAAUCAAGAGGAAGGUAGUACUCAGAAGAAAGCUUUUGUGGACAUGGGUGCCGCGUGGAUGGAUGGUGGUCCACAAUUCAACUCCCUGUGCCGCUUUGCGCAAGACCAUGGCCUCACUCUGGUCCAUACACCCUAUCAGGAGAAUCCCGCGGAAAUUGGACGACAACAUCGAGCGUGGGAUGCCAAUCACCACAAAUGGCUCAACUGGUUCCAAGUAAAUUGGCUCAUGUUUCGAAAUGGAAUGAUAUUGAGAGCGCUGGAACAGCAAGAGAACAAAGCACAAUACCAAAAUAUGUAUCAACGAGUCCAACAGAUUUAUCAGCAACCGGGUCUACUGAACUUGGGAAAAGAUCAUUACGAUCAAAUGCUCGCUGAAACAUUCACGGUGCACAAUGAAGCGGCGUUCUUGACCGAAAUACAUCCCCUCAAUGACGAUGUGGCCUAUUUUCAUGUCAAAGAUGAGUACUACAAGGGAACCGAGUACAUGAUCCAAGGGGGGUACCAGAAAUUGAUUGAGCUAUUGCAAGAGGGAAUCGGCGAGGAGGAAAUAUUGCUGAAUCACACCGUCACGUCGACUACCGACCACAAAAGCAGCGAUGGUGUGACGGUUACAACAACACAAUCCACCACCAACACCAACAAUAAUGGAAUCACCAAGACAACAUUCCAGGGCAGUCAUGUCAUUGUCACGGUACCGCUGGGGGUACUCAAAACCAACAACCUUUUACUAUUCGAGCCACCACUCCCUCCGUCCAAACAGGGCGCCAUUCAACGCAUUGGAUUUGGAGUCCUCGAAAAGAUUGCCAUGACCUUUCCCACCACGUUUUGGAGAACUGUGCCGCACCGACGACAAGAUGUCUACCACAUUGGAGUAGAGCAUCCCGUCGAUUUCCCCAACUUUGUCGAUGUCACGGAAUCGGCCGGAGCACCAACGCUAGUCACCACCACUGUCGCCAAAGCACAACUGGUUCAUGACAAUCCACAAGAGGCUGUCGAGCGUGUUCAAUCGUUGCUGGCAAGCAUGUUUGGCAAACUCUAUCAAGAACCGCUAGACAUUCAAACGACUCAAUGGAAGACGGAUCCAUUCUCUCUGGGCGCCUAUAUGCAUUUUGGACGCGAAAUGAAACCGGGGGAUAUCGAGUUGUUGGCCGAACCGCAUGGUCGUAUUCGAUUUGCCGGGGAAGCCACAUCGACCGAGUAUCCGAGUUACGUCGAAGGAGCCGCCUUGUCGGGACAACGCGAAGCGGAUCGGAUACUGGCAGAGUUGAUAACAUAA